AUGCACACCAUGAAGAGCGCGCUAGCGGUGCUCUGGCCGCCUCCUCAUGAUCCGGGGACGCCGGCGCUGUCGGUGGUGGACAUGCAUUCGGGCGGCGAGCCCCUGCGCAUCGUGCUGGCGGGGUGUCCGGAGGUGGUCGGACCGACCCUGCUGGCCAAGCGGCGCUACAUGCGCCAGCACCUUGACCACGUGCGGCGACGGCUCAUGUUCGAGCCCCGAGGGCACCGGGACAUGUACGGAGCAGUCUUAGUGCAGAGCGAGCUGCCAGACGCGCACCUGGGCGUCCUGUUCCUGCAUAACGAGGGCUACAGCUCCAUGUGCGGCCACGCUGUGCUGGCGCUGGGCCGCUUCGCCCUGGACUUUGGGCUGGUGCCGGUACCGCCUGCGGGCAGCCGCGAGGCCCGCGUCAACAUUCACUGCCCGUGCGGGCUGGUGGCUGCCUUCGUGGAGUGUGAGGACGGCCGCAGCCGCGGCCCGGUGCGCUUCCACAGCGUCCCAGCCUUUGUCCUGGCCACAGAUCUCAUGGUGGAUGUUCCUGGACAUGGAAAGGUGGUGGUGGACAUCGCAUAUGGCGGUGCAUUUUAUGCAUUUGUGAGUGCUGAAAAGUUAGGACUAGACAUUUGUUCUGCAAAGACCAGGGAUGUUGUGGACGCAGCGAGUGCAGUGACAGAGGCAGUAAAAGCUCAGUUUAAAAUUAAUCACCCUGAUAGUGAAGACCUUGCCUUUUUAUAUGGAACUAUAUUAACAGAUGGGAAAGAUGCUUAUACCGAGGAACCAACCACCAACAUUUGUGUUUUUGCAGAUGAACAGGUUGACAGAAGUCCCACUGGCUCAGGAGUGACAGCCCGAAUUGCCUUACAGUAUCACAAAGGGCUUCUAGCACUGAACCAGACCAGAGCCUUUAAAAGCGGUGCAACUGGCUCAGUAUUCACAGGGAAAGCUGUGAGGGAAGUGAAAUGUGGUGAUUUUAAAGCUGUUAUAGUGGAAGUAUCAGGACAAGCCCAUUACACAGGUACAGCAAGCUUUGCAGUGGAAGUUGACGACCCACUGAAGGAUGGAUUUCUUCUCAAGUGACUUCUUCCAUGAUUGGAAAGUAGGAGGAGGAUCAUGAAUCCAUUUGAUGCACGACCAGCACAUCAAGGAGAGAUGCCAAGUAUCAGGACAUGUAGGUUGGUGCCACAGACAAUUUGAGUAGUGAAUAUAUAGAUAAUCUUUGAAGUCCUGGAUAUGAGUGAGAUGGGGCUGAGGGGGGAGUCCAGAGGAGCUGAGAACAGGGCUUUGAUGAACUUCAGCAUGUAAAGGCAGGUGGAAGAGGAUGAACUGGCAGAGAAGAGGACACUGAUAAAGAUGAGGAAGGAAGGAACCAGGUGAGUACAGUCCUUUUGGUCCUGUUUUACAAUGUACUUGCUCAUGGCCCUCCCUUGUGCUAUUAGCCCCUCCUCCUUUCAGGACUUGCAGUCUCCAGAGCAUGGCUUACAAGGCCAAUCAUAAGGUGGCUCCAAUAGCUUUGGUCAUUUAUUUCCAUUUUUACUCCCCAUACCCAGUAUCCUGGAACUCAAACACUGC
This is a messenger RNA of Callithrix jacchus (white-tufted-ear marmoset), 1566 nucleotides long. It is a transcript of the gene L3HYPDH, whose product is annotated as trans-L-3-hydroxyproline dehydratase. The record is from RefSeq and is a predicted model, not a curated record. Gene Ontology annotation, molecular function: hydro-lyase activity. NCBI's taxonomy places the organism in Eukaryota, Metazoa, Chordata, Mammalia, Primates, Cebidae.